Messenger RNA from Sclerotinia sclerotiorum 1980 UF-70, 1146 nucleotides. RefSeq lists its product as hypothetical. The transcript has 3 exons. Bases 1 to 1146 code for a protein of 381 amino acids. NCBI's taxonomy places the organism in Eukaryota, Fungi, Ascomycota, Leotiomycetes, Helotiales, Sclerotiniaceae. The record is from RefSeq and is a predicted model, not a curated record. Gene Ontology annotation, cellular component: endoplasmic reticulum; endoplasmic reticulum membrane; Golgi membrane. Gene Ontology annotation, biological process: endoplasmic reticulum to Golgi vesicle-mediated transport; retrograde vesicle-mediated transport, Golgi to endoplasmic reticulum.
AUGCCGGCGAAAUCUAGAUUUACCAGGCUAGAUGCCUUUACUAAGACGGUCGAUGAAGCAAGAGUGCGCACAACUUCAGGAGGAAUUGUUACUAUAGCUUCAUUGCUAAUCGUCUUGUAUCUGGCUUUUGGAGAAUGGGCAGAUUACAGGAGGAUAACAGUACAUCCUGAGCUUGUAGUUGACAAGGGAAGAGAUGUAAUGGAUGUUUCCGGAGAACAACAAGUUGGUGUUAUGCAUGGAGUUAAGAAGGUUCGAUUGUCUGCUCAAGAAGAGGGAGGUAAAGUUAUUGAUACUACUGCUUUGGAUCUUCAUAAUGCAGAUGAGGCAGCAACCCAUCUUGAUCCCAAUUACUGCGGUCCAUGUUACGGUGCUACCCCUCCUCCGAAUGCGAAGAAGCAAGGAUGUUGCAACACUUGUGACGAAGUACGAGAAGCAUAUGCGUCAGUAUCAUGGGCUUUCGGUCGAGGAGAGAACGUAGAACAAUGCGAGCGUGAACAUUAUGGCGAACGUUUAGAUUCACAACGCAAGGAAGGUUGUCGCAUUGAGGGUGGUUUGCGAGUAAAUAAGGUCAUUGGAAAUUUCCACAUCGCUCCUGGACGCAGUUUUACCAAUGGAAAUAUGCACGUUCACGAUCUCAACAACUACUUCGAUACCCCAGUUCCCGGUGGCCAUGUUUUCUCUCAUCAUAUUCAUUCUCUUAGAUUUGGACCAGAGCUUCCAGAGGAGGUUACCAAGAAAUUAGGCUCGGAUUCCAUCAUUCCAUGGACCAAUCAUCACUUGAACCCCCUUGAUAACACGGAACAAAUUACGCAUGAGGCUGCUUACAACUUCAUGUACUUUGUAAAGGUGGUUUCAACUUCUUACCUUCCUCUUGGCUGGGAAACAACCUACAACAGUCCGCCCCAUGAUGCGAGCGUGGAUAUUGGAACUUAUGGGCAUUCUGAAGAUGGAAGUAUCGAAACUCAUCAAUAUUCCGUUACUAGCCAUCGCCGAAGUCUCAACGGUGGAGAUGAUUCGGCUGAAGGUCACAAGGAAAAGUUACAUGCGCGUGGUGGAAUUCCAGGUGUUUUCUUCUCUUAUGUAAGUUUCCUUGAGAUUCAUAUGCUUCAAGGUAUACUAAUCAUGAUCAGGAUAUCUCACCAAUGA